AUUCCAUUUGCUAGAAACAACGGCUGCAAACAUGCCUCUUCCGGAGAAUCAAGAGCUGAAUGCAGUGGCCGACGAUCUCGUAGCCACGAUCCGCGAAGCAUUUGGAACUCCAAAGCACACUCGACCAGUCCACGCCCGCGGUCAGCUCACAAAAGGCACAUUCGUCCCAUCACCAGGCGCGAAAUACCUCUCCAAAGCUCCCAUCUUCGAGAAGCCAUCUACAGACCUCCUCGCGCGCUUCAGCUGUGACACUGGAUUCUCCGAUAUUGCCGAUACCCACAAAGAUUCGAAUCCCAGAGGUCUUGCCAUUAGAUUUCUCUUAUCUGAAGAUGGACACACACACUUCGAUCUGAUCACCAACACUGCCAUUGGAUUUGCCGUCGACCGUGGCGAAGGUUUCCUUGCCAUGUUUAAGCACGCGCUGGGUAAGAUCACUGAGGAGCAGCUGCAUAAAGACUGGCCCUUUGUUGCUUGGUAUCAGCGAAAUAGGAAGCCACUUUGGCCAAUGUCGUUCGCUUCGGAGCAGUGGCAUGGAAUUCAUGCUUUCUCGCUUGAUGGCCAUGAUGGAAAGAGGACAUUUUUCCGUACGCGCUUGGUGCCACCACAAGGCGUAAUGAAAAUGGGCGAAGAAGAGACCAAGGAGAAGAAAGGCACAUAUCUAUUCGACAACCUCGAAGAGCGCCUCACCGCGAACCCACCAAAACCAAUCGUUUACAACUGGAUGGCACAAAUCGCCGACCCAGCCGUUGACAACCUCAACGACUCGAGCAGCGAAUGGCCGGAAGAUAGGGAAUUCGUUCAUCUCGGAACUUUUACGUUCGACAGACUUUGGACCAUGAAUGAGGGUGAGGUCCCAGGCCGUGACCAGCAGAGAAUCAUUUUCGACCCUAAGCCGAGAUACAUGGAAGGUAUUGGUAUCAGCGAUGACCCGAUUAUUGAGAUGAGGACUUCUGUGUACCUUAAGAGUGGGCUGAUCAGGAGAGAGGCGAAUGGUGUUGCUGGGAGAGAUACUCCUGGCCACUGCGUCGGUCGGUAGGCAUUCUAGAAGUUCAUGUACAGAGAGUUACGAAUAGCAAGCCAGCAAGCUUUU
Molecule: messenger RNA, 1090 nt
Organism: Pseudocercospora fijiensis CIRAD86
Lineage: Eukaryota; Fungi; Ascomycota; Dothideomycetes; Mycosphaerellales; Mycosphaerellaceae
Exons: 2
Coding region: 32-1036 (334 amino acids)
Biological process (GO): response to hydrogen peroxide; hydrogen peroxide catabolic process
Cellular component (GO): cytoplasm; peroxisome; mitochondrion
Molecular function (GO): heme binding; catalase activity
Source: RefSeq, a predicted model, not a curated record